Dermacentor albipictus is the source of this 1344-nucleotide messenger RNA. RefSeq lists its product as uncharacterized. Lineage: Eukaryota; Metazoa; Arthropoda; Arachnida; Ixodida; Ixodidae. Gene Ontology annotation, molecular function: hydrolase activity, hydrolyzing N-glycosyl compounds. The record is from RefSeq and is a predicted model, not a curated record.
GCAACAACAACAAGUUCCAAGCGAUUUCCCGAGCCGCGACUCGUUCUUGCGCUGCGGUCGCAUCGAGCUUCGCUCCGCGACCAGCGCCGUCAUGGAGAGGACCGCGUCGAUUCGCGUCACAGGACGCACCUCGUAGCCGGCACGCAAGACGACCGUGGCCUCAAUAAACGGUGUCAAGGACGGCGUGCACGACGCCUGAACUAUAAUAGAAGAGGCCACGGGCCGCGCCGACCCCGCCAUGCCCGACAGCGGCGACCAGCAGCUCCUGCUCAUCGACACCGACGCUGGCGUCGACGAUGCGCUCGCCAUCUUGUUGGCCCUCGCCAGCCCGUGCAAAAUCUUGGCCAUCACCUGCGUGUCCGGCAAUGUGCAAAUGUCCAACGUCUACACCAACGUCCUGCGGAUACUCAACCACUGCGGCAGGCUCGAGGUGCCGGUGUACCAGGGCUGCCGGCGGCCCCUGGUGACGAGCCCCAUUAAUGCGGUCAGCAUCCACGGCCGGGACGGCCUGGGCGGUGCUGCCGAACGGUACCCGCUGCCCGCCGACGGCGCCUUCGAACGUCGCAGCGAGCACGCGUCGCAGGCGCUCGUGUCGCUGGCGCACAAGCACGUCGGCGCCGCCACGCUCGUGGCACUCGGCCCGCUCACAAACCUGGCCGUGGCCAGCCGACUGGACCCCGACUUCUUCGCGAACCUCAAGCAGAUCGUCGUCAUGGGCGGCACCUGCGACGGCAUCGGAAAUGUGACUGCGUCCGGCGAGUUCAACUUCGUGUGCGACCCUGAAGCCACCAGGGUGGUGCUGAGCGAAGCAAGCGAGAAGGUUCGGCUCGUCCCCUACGAAACCUGCAUCAGGCACACUCUCGACUGGGACUGGUACACCGACUGGGUUAGCAUGGACACGCACAAGAGCCGCAUGGUGCGCGACAUCUCCGAGGGCAUCAUGCUGCGCAUGCGCGACUUGCUCAGGCUGCCGGGCUUCUACUCGUGCGACCUGCUCGCCAUGGCGACCGUGGUGAACCCUGCCGUGGUGCUCAGAACCGAGACGUACCCGGCCUGGCUCGAACUGCACGGCACCAGCACACGCGGUGCGCUCAUCGUGGACAAGCGGCCCGGCCUGAAGGGCACCAAGCCCAACAUCCGCUUCGUGCUGCAGCUGGACACGGCCACGCUCAAGGAGAUGUACACGCGGAUGGUGCGCUGAUCUGACGCUUCGGACUGGGUGGUAGGAGACUCCCCUCGGUCGGCUAUGGCCGCUUCGAGUGGGAGCGCGCCAGGACGUUCUCAGGGAAGAGAGCUCGCCUUGGCCGAGACUCUCGGUACGAAAUAAAAAGGAAAGAAUGCUGG